Molecule: messenger RNA, 1721 nt
Organism: Danio aesculapii
Lineage: Eukaryota; Metazoa; Chordata; Actinopteri; Cypriniformes; Danionidae
Gene: stmn4
Product: stathmin-like 4
Exons: 6
Coding region: 113-679 (188 amino acids)
Biological process (GO): regulation of microtubule polymerization or depolymerization; microtubule depolymerization; neuron projection development
Cellular component (GO): cytoplasm; neuron projection
Molecular function (GO): tubulin binding
Source: RefSeq, a predicted model, not a curated record
ACCAGGGAAAGAGAAAAAGAGAGAGAGAAAGGGGGGAGAUCGGGACAACACCUCAUCAAGGAGAAAAAGGACAGAGUGAAGGCUUCUAAACUACACACAAUCCUGCUUAAACAUGACUUUGGCAGCAUAUCGAGACAAGGUGAAGGAGCUCCCUCUAGUGUCACUUCUGUGCUCCUGCAUCAACUCAAACCGUGCAGAAAACCCCACAUACAAGGCCGAGGAUGCGGUGGAUCUCAACUGGUGUGUGAUCAAAGAGAUGGAGGUCAUUGAGCUGAACAAGCGGACCUCGGGACAGGCUUUUGAGGUGAUCCUGAAACCCCCUUCCUUUGAUGUUGCGCCUGAGCUUAACACAUCCAUGCCCCAGCGUAAAGACCCGUCGCUGGAGGAGAUCCAGAAGAAACUGGAAGCAGCCGAGGAGAGACGGAAGUUCCAGGAGGCCGAGAUGUUGAAGCAUCUUGCUGAGAAGAGAGAGCACGAGCGAGAGGUCAUUCAGAAGGCCUUUGAGGAGAACAACAACUUCAUUAAGAAUGCUAAAGAAAAGCUGGAGCAGAGGAUGGAGGCCAACAAAGAGAACCGCGAGGCUUUGCUUGCUGCCAUGCUGGAGAGGCUACAGGAAAAGGACAAACACGCAGAGGAGGUGAGGAAGAACAAAGAGCUGAAGGAGGAGGCCUGUCGGUAGAGGAGCGAGCGCUUCGGCUGAUGAAAACCAAGCAAACGGUAGCCAAUACAUCUCAAAAAAGGGGGACUUAUUGGAUAUUGAUUACGACAAUUUGCAACACACCAAGCUUUUGUGGGGUUUAACAACAUCCGAACUACUUCAUAUUAUUAAAAACAGGACAAAUAUUGUCCGGAUGACAAUGCAAGGUGCACUGAGAGGGUUAUAUGUCGCUUGAUGGAGGACAAAUGGUUGAUUCAGAGAAGAUAUACGUUUAUAUGCGUAUAUAUAUUAUACCAAACUGACCGGAGAGUAGGACAGGAAGUGAAAUCAUUGAAGAGAUGCUUCAGAUGAAUGCAUUAACAUAAAUCUUAAAAUCAUCUUUUACUAAUGGCAAUAUCUUUACAGUCUAAAUCUUAAAACACGUGCCAUCUACUGUGACAUUCUCUCAUGCUUCUUUAACUAUCUUUUUAUAUUAAUAUUCAGAGUUUCAUGAAACCUGACGCAUGCUUACUCAAUAAUCAGGCAAUUAGUACAGUAUCACAUUCCCCGCUAUGAGGAUGUGAAAAUGAUCUAUUUAAUAAUAUAUGAGAAGAUGUUUGUAAAUCUGAAAGCUCAUAUCCCUGUCACAAAUGAAAAGUGGAGCACAGUGACACUUUAAGCACAACUCAGAAGCACAUUUAGCUUUUUCAUGCAUAGCAUUUGUAUUAUCAGUAGGAAAACACAUAGCAGCAUCUCGGAAAUGAAUGUAUCAAGCUGUGAGGAAAAACAAUAGAUCCUGUUUGGAUUUGGGAAGUGGUUUGGAUGUGAAUGGUGCACUUUGCUUUGGCAUGACACUGAGCUUUAUUCUGUUUAUUUUACUCGUCGGAAACAAAGUUAAAGGAGUUUGAUGUUGUACCUGCAGCGUCAAAAAAAAAAACGAGCCGUUGUUUGUGCAAUGGUGACAAGUGAUGUUAAUCGACCAGUGAGAAAAUGAAACGUCUAUGCUUUCUGUGUUUGUAAUUUCCCGAUGACUAAAUUCUCAAGUUAAACAGUUCAAUAAACGCUUCUCUUAACUAAAUCUAAA